Messenger RNA from Trachymyrmex cornetzi, 4811 nucleotides. RefSeq names its product Semaphorin 5c (gene Sema5c). Gene Ontology annotation, cellular component: plasma membrane. Gene Ontology annotation, biological process: semaphorin-plexin signaling pathway; axon guidance; positive regulation of cell migration. The record is from RefSeq and is a predicted model, not a curated record. NCBI's taxonomy places the organism in Eukaryota, Metazoa, Arthropoda, Insecta, Hymenoptera, Formicidae. The coding region runs from base 1 to 3264 and encodes 1087 amino acids. The transcript has 14 exons. Gene Ontology annotation, molecular function: semaphorin receptor binding; chemorepellent activity.
AUGGAGCGGUGGACCGUGUACGCGAUGACGUUGCAGAUCCUCACCGCCAUCGCUCGUGCUACCGAGGAUUUUCGCCAUAUCUCGUACGAAGAUUUAACGGAGACCAGUAUGUUUCGACAAGAGGGGGUCACGACUUAUUCUCAGCUGCUUUUCGACGUGGCGCGACAGCAAGUCGUUGUCGGAGCACGGGAUAAUUUGUACCGCUUGACGCUGACGUCGCUGACGGACUUGGAACACGCCUCCUGGUCUGCGCCGGAGGACAAGGUCAACACCUGUCAGAAUAAGGGCCAGAGCGUCGAGGAUUGUCAUAAUUACGUCAAAGUGCUUCUCAGCAACGGCAAGAGCCUCUUCACCUGCGGUACUUACGCAUUCAGCCCGUGGUGCGCCUGGCGAGAGAUCGAGAAUAUAACGAGUGUGACCAGCGAGAUGUCGGGCGUGGCUAUGUGCCCGUACUCGCCGCAUGCAAACGUCACGGCACUUCUCUCGAGGGGUCCUUCCGGCGGGCUCUUCGCCGGUGCGCGGACGGAUUUCUCCGGAGCUGAUCCUGCGAUCUACAGAACGUUGGCCUCCCCGAACCUCAGGACUCGACAAUACGAUUCCAUGUGGCUGAACGACCCGCAGUUCGUCGGCAGCUUCGAGACGGAGGAUCACGUGUACUUUCUAUUUCGCGAAUCUGCCGUAGAAUACAUCAACUGUGGCAAGAAAAUAUACUCGAGGAUAGCAAGAGUCUGUAAAAACGACCGGGGUGGACAAAUUAUGAUGAAAGACGUGUGGACGACUUUCAGUAAGGCCCGCUUAAAUUGUUCUCUUCUCGGCGAAUUCCCAUUUUAUUACGAUGAAAUCCAAGGCGCGGCUUAUCAUCCAGAAGAGGGAAUCAUUUACGCGACCUUCACAACUCCCAUUAACGGCAUCGCAGGCUCGGCUAUCUGCGCGUUCAACAUGUCAGCCAUAGUUACCAGUUUUAACGGGCCUUUUAAGUAUCAAGAAAACGCGGGUGCCGCCUGGGAAAGGAGACCGGUCGCCCAUCAUAAUCGCCAGCGCUGCGGAUCUUCAUCUGAUACCGCGCCGCAUCAGAUCAUGGACAAUCAACGAUACCAGUUGAUGGAUGAAGCAGUGCAGAGUACGAUGCUGGAGCCGCUGCACACCGUGACUCUCGAACGAUUCACCCACAUCGCGGUGGACGUUACUCCAACCAAGUUACACCGCAGCGUGACCGUCCUCUAUGUCGCCACGGCAACCGGUCUAAUCAAGAAGAUCUCGGUUUUGCCUAGGACACAGGAGACCUGCAUUGUCGAAGUUUGGGGACCCUUACCUUCACCGCCAAUGACAUUACAGUUCCUUAAAGACACGCAAAGCCUCUAUGUUGGCAUGGAAAUUGGCCUUUUGCGCAUACCUGCUGUUCAGUGUUAUCGUCAUCGGAACCGUCAAGCGUGUUUGAACGCCCAAGAGCCGUAUUGCGGGUGGAACGAGCUUCUCAUGAAGUGCGCGGAGGCACCGAAACAGAAUUAUCAAUAUAAUUAUUUGGCAAAUCAUUGGCAUCAGGAAGUCACCAAGUGUCCGGUGCUUACCGAUCCUGUUGACGGAGGCUGGAGUGCGUGGAGUCCUUGGUCACCCUGCCAACAUGGCACAGGAGAACAGUCGCUCGGACAUGGUCACAUUCACUCACACUUGCACGAACACGCAGAGAAGAUCGACACGUGUCAAUGUCAAACCAGGGAAUGCAAUAAUCCUCCACCACAGCACGGUGGCGAGAGUUGCACGGGUACACGGGUUAGAGUAACAAAUUGCACUGUCCAUGGCGGUUGGACCGCUUGGUCGGCUUGGUCAGCGUGCUCUCAGACCUGCGGUUUCGCGAUGAAAACCCGUCGGCGGACUUGCACGAAUCCAGCACCUGCAUUCGGUGGACGCGUUUGCGUCGGGCAUGAUCAUGACGAUAUCAUGUGCAUCGAUCUACCGCCCUGUCCUGCCCCCGCUAAAACCACCCCACCGCCUCAAACUGGUCAGUGGUCGAUCUGGGGUCCUUGGCAUGCGUGUACACGGCCUUGCAACGGUGGAAUACGUCUGAGAAAGAGAAUCUGUGACAGUCCCUCGCCAAAGAAGGGUGGUGUUGAAUGUCCAGGAUGCGAUUUUCAGAUUGAGGAAUGUAACAAUCACAAAUGCGCAGAAACGAAAAGAUAUUCCGGAUGGACUCCUUGGUUGACCGUAAACUCUAGUUUACAAAGCGACAGCACGGUUUAUUUAGAAAAGCGCUUCCGAUUUAGUUGCCGCGCGCAGACGGACGAUCCGUCAAGUGUACGAGUGCAGCUCACUAAAGAAGAGGAACGUUCCUGCAGGAACGAUGGGUCUUGUCUCAGAGGAAAGGAUACCUACGCGGAGUCCAUCAACGAGAAUGGCUGGGGGGAAUGGUCCUCUUGGGGCUCGUGCGAUCGUCCUUGUGGAAAGGGUACCCAGCAUAGGGUUAGACAAUGCGAAUCGCCACCUUGCGAAAAUGGUCUCGCCACGCAGAGCAGAAUUUGCAAUUCACACUCAUGUCACGGCAAUACGGCGGAAGGUCAAUGGUCGUGCUGGACGGAGUGGUCCGAAUGUUCAACGACUUGUGGCGUCGGAAUGCGUACGAGGACGAGAGAAUGUCUCGGUCCAGAGAGUUGCAACGGUCCACGAUUGGACAAGGAAGUCUGUGAGAUGCCCAGUUGCGAAUCAUUAGCUGGUUGGGACACGUGGUCAUAUUGGACUCCCUGCGACGGCGAUCAUCAACAGCAUAGAAAGCGAACAUGUCUUCAGCAUGGACCCGGCAUGUGUCAAGGACUAACUCGUGAGACACGCGACUGCCUUCCUGCAGACUGCAUGGAUAAUGACGUAAACGCCUUGCCUUCGAGCGUAGAGAGUUCGGGCGUCACGGUGGGCGCGGCGGUGGGCGGCUGCGUAAUCAGUUUCACCAUCGGCCUGGCCUUAACCGCGGUGUUAUGCUUUUGCUACUUGAAGCGACGCAAGCCGAGCAUUCCAGGGAGUCCGCAUUAUAUCAGUAAACAGAAUUCUUAUGUCAUUGUGCCACUGAAGGAGGUGAACGCGAAACGACAGCCUAGUUUUUCAGGCAGCACUAACGGAAACGGUACUCUACGUAGCAAGAACAAUCCCAAUGUCAACGGCCUCGGCAGUCCCAAGUUAUAUCCAAAGAGUCUCGAUUAUGAAUCCGCCACCCUGAAGCGUAACAGUCAUGGCCAGCAGCACAUCCGUGCCGAUCUCGAUCAGGACAAAUACUACUGAACGAAUUAUCUGAGCAAAGUCGCGUAUCAGAGUUGUUUGAAUGGUGAUUUGUAUUCUGGUCUUUUCAAGCACGUGAUUUCUCGUGUGAUUUAUUUGUGCGGUGAGUCGCAGGUACCGACAACAAAUGCGAACUCAUUCCACGCAUUUGGCAGCUGCAAACUUUGUUGAUCGAUUAGCAUUUGUUCAACGUUAAAGUAACAAGUGUGAGGAUAGACUUCCUGUUACAGGAAGAAUGUAUUUACUUAAUUGAGCUAAGGUGACAUCUUCGACGUAAAAAUGACAUACGAUCGAUUGAGCAAGCCUGUCUAUAAGACUAUAUAUUUUUAGUAUUAAGUAAACGCGCGAUGUAUGCAUUUUCCGCGUUUGAGAGUUAAUGACGCUGCAAUUAACGACGCAAAUUAGUUCACGAAAUUGUUCAAUAUCGAUUGAUGAAAAUUGUAUUGAUGUAUGUUUUGAAAGAGACAUGAUGACAUUUUUUUUUAUAAAUCACUAUGUCUUAAGACAUGUAUUUUAUAAGCUUUUUGUGAUGCGUCGUGCAAUGUGAUAACUCAGCGGACUCCGAAGAGAAAAUCGUUGUUUUGAGGAAGUUUAUAAAAGUUUAUUUUUGUUUCUGUGUACAUAUCCGUGAAAAAAGAGAGAGAGAGAAAGAAUGCGAAUGGACGAAAUCGAGAAUCAAUCCCGCUCACGCUUGGGCAUUCGACUUUGACUCAUCUGUAUAAAGUUUCAUAAUUUUUCAUAGGAAUGAAUUUUCAUAUAUUUCGUAUAAUAUUUGUAAGAUUGUACUCAUGCAAGGUAACAAGAGAGAAAAGAAAACCGUAUCUGUUAAACGGAGACUCGAUCUACCAAGGAUUGAUGGAUUGAUUUAGAUAUACAGUUGUACAAAUAUAAAAUGUAUUAUGUAGGUUUGCUUGAACAUAUAUUAGGAAGAGAGUUCGUCUCUUUUGUUUUUAUUCAGGAGAAAUAUCGAAUUUUAUAUUGAGUAAUGUAGUGCCAUGAUACGGAGUUGUACAUAAAAAUGCAUCUUCUUAAACAUAGCUUUAGGAAUGAAGCAAAUAGCGUAUACUAUGUAAGAGAUAAACACACGUCGCGCGACGAUUGCAUUUAUAUUGGCUCACAUUGAGUCGCGCCCGCGAAUUAUGUUUAUGCAUGCGACUGUAAAAAUAAUACAUUUUUUCCUUGCCGUAUCCAAGGAGAGAAUCAAAUUGGAUUGAAACUUGAAUCGCUGAUGUCCUCCAGGGGUUCGAUUCUCUAAUCACUUGUAAGAAAAUCGUAUGCAUAAAUUCAAAGUUACGAACGUUUGAAAACCUUCGUUAUUUUAUAUAAUAUAUAUAUAGAUACCUAUACCUACACAGAUAUCUACGUUACGUAUACGUAUAGUUAUGAGUAAGUUAGAGAAUCGAGCCUUAAAACUUAAGAAUUUAAUUACGUUAAUUGCCUCCCGCGCGAGUUUAUACAAUCUGUCAUGAGAAGAAUACGAGAUAAUGAUACCGAGUAGGAUUACUGUAUCUGAAUCACAAGAUAAGAGUACAUAUUAUGUACUUUUUUUU